AUGAUCGUUCUCCAGAUCAAAUUUAAGACACUCCCUACACUUAUAAUAGUACUUUUCCUAUUGUUUACAUUGCGUAAUCAUUUACCUCUCGCAACUCGUUUCCAACUGGCUAAUAACAGUUGGGUAACACCUAAUAUCUAUCAAAAAGGUGAUAAAGUAGAAAUUAUUGUUAAUAAAGUUGAAAGUGAUUUAACUCAACUUCCCUAUGCAUACUAUGAUUUACCAUUUACUUGCCCUCCAUCAAAUUUUAAGAAACCAUUACAUCUUUCCUUAAAUGAGAUAAUACGUGGUGAUCGUAAAUGGCAAAGUGAUUACGAACUAAAAUUUGGCGAAGAUAUGCCAUGUAGUAUUCUUUGUGCACGUAAAACUGACAAAGAAGGGAUGAAAACAGCAAUUGACUUGAUUAAGAAGGGGUAUGUUGCUCAGUGGCUAAUUGAUGAAGAACUGCCUGCUGCUACAACUUUCAUCUCCACAAAGGACCACAAGAAAUAUUAUGGAUCUGGUUUUCCUUUAGGGUAUUACGAUGAGGAUACUGAAACUGUUUAUCUUCAUAACCAUUUGAUGUUUGUCAUAAGGUUUCACGCUAUCGAUGAUAAUAAUUUUACUAUUGUAGGUUUUGAAGUUUAUCCAAGGUCUGUAUCUGACUACAGUUGUCCUGGUGCAAGGAGAGAUUAUGAAAAUUAUGAGUUAGUUGUUCCAGAAGCGGACGAUGAAUUGCAAUAUCUACCAUUUACUUACUCUGUUUACUGGAGAGAGGAAUUUGAUGUAGAAUGGAAGGACCGGUUUAAGUUUUUCUUCAAUAAUGGAGAAUUAUCUGAUGAAAUAACUGCGAAGUUCCAUUGGAUCAGUUUAGCCAAUUCUAUUGGGAUUGUCAUUCUUGCAUCAUUUAUUGUUGCGUUUAUCUUUAUUAAGGUAUCGAUAAAAGACCGCUCUACUCAAGAUAGGGAUACAUUUGAAGUGAAUUUAUUGGCUGAUAACACAGCUGCUCUACCAACGAUAGCGGGAAAUUGGCUAAACCCUAAGAAAACAAGAGGUUUACGUGUUUUGAUCGUCAUUGUCUCAAUGGGUGUUCAAUGUCUCUUUACUAUUGUUGGAGCUUUGGCCAUCUCGUGUUCUCUGAACAAGUUGCAUGAUGUUAGAAAUUCUGUUUUAUCAAUGACUUUUGUUUUUUUCAUACUAGGUGCAGCAAUGGCUUCUUAUGUCGGUUCGUAUCUUUUAAUCCAAAGCAGUAUGAGAGGCAACUCGAUGUCUCUGAAUGACACACAGAUUCGCAGUAUUAUAUCAUUUUCUAUUUUAUGUGGUUGUCUAUUACCUGGUUUGGUAUUGACCAGUACAUUAAUUUUAAAUAGUAUUGUUUGGGCACAUGAUUCUACAAAUGCUUUACCAUUCGGCACGAUCGUUUUGAUUGUAUUCAUGUACUUCCUUGUUUGUAUUCCUUUGAGUUAUAUUGGAGGUCAGUUGGCUGUGAAAUCUCUUGAAAACAAAAGAAUGAAAGUGAGUGGAAAUACUAACGAUCGUACAUAUGCAGAAAAAGUUGGUGGUUCUUUGACAAGAUUUAGAAGUAAAAAGAAAAGUCUAAUAACUGAUUCGUUCAACAUCCUUCUAAUCCUAAUUAGUGGUAUUUUCCCAUUUAUUAUAAUCUACGUUGAAUUACAAUUUGUUUACAAGUCUGUUUGGUUAGAGAAAACUACCUUUUAUUAUUAUUAUGGAUUCCUUUUAGCUAACAUUUUAUUGUUAUGUAUUGUCAUUUGUGAAAUUUCUAUUAUUGUUUGUUACAUUCUAAUGACGAUAACAUCAAAAAAAGAAGCGGAUGAAGUUGAUUGGAGGUGGAAAGUCUAUCAAGCCGGCAGUAGUCCUGCAUGGUACAUGGAAUUAUAUUCGUUGUAUUAUAUUUUCUGGAUAUUAAAUAUCCGUGGAUUUUCCUCUAUUCUACUAUCUGUGUGUUAUAGUACAAUCUUCAACAUAAUAUGUGGUUUUGGUAUGGGAUCCCUUGGCUACUUGAGUAGUUACUUUUUCAUAAGGUAUAUUUCACGUAGCCGGACCAAAACUCAUUAA
Maudiozyma saulgeensis is the source of this 2055-nucleotide messenger RNA. NCBI's taxonomy places the organism in Eukaryota, Fungi, Ascomycota, Saccharomycetes, Saccharomycetales, Saccharomycetaceae. The record is from the annotation of a GenBank genome assembly.